CGAGUCGACAAACGCAGGCAGCGAGAAGGUCAUACUCAUCAACCCUUCAUCUUCUCCGGGAUCCAAGCCGGCCAGCUGCAAGGCAGAGCCCUUUCACUCCCUGUUCAAUUCUCGCCUGUCGUUCAGAUACCCUUGAUGUUUUGGAUUCUCUCUUGCUCCUCCUAGACGUCCACGCGAUCUCGUCCCAAUCCAAGACCGUUCUCACCUUCGUCAUCUCUCCACUGCCUCCGCAACCAUGAAAACGCCAGUUUACUCCCUCUUGCCGCUCCUCCUGUCGCUAUCACAUCUAGCCGCCUCUGUAUCAAUAGACUGCCAACAUAUCCGGGUCGACGGCAAGAAGUUUGACCUAUCGAAGCUCGCGGGUCGUCAUUCCGUCAAUGUCCACGACACCUCUAGACCACCUGCGGAAUAUAACACCACAUGGACGAUUGACCUUUGUGCGCCAUUAAAGAAGCUUGAGGGCAUAAGAGACCAAGAUCAAUGUCCGCAUGGAACACGAGUAUGCGGCGUCGUCAGAUCCUGGAACCCUGCCGACGACCCGGAGAAGAAACACGUCGAAGUCGAGAACGUGAUUCCUGUCGCAGGAAACUUCGAGUCCAGCACGGGUGCAAGUCUAGACCCCAAGGUGUCGAGACUGAAAGCGCAGGAUGCGAACUCGGACGGCCUCCAGAUUGAAUUCAACGGUGGCAACUACAACCACAUGAAGCAAAAAGCCGUGGUCCAGUUAACAUGCGACAAGGACCGGACGGGCAACGAAGAGAAGAGGAAGCGAAGCCUGAAGCAGAAGCGCGACGGCGAGGAUUCCGAAAAAGACAAGGACAAGGACAAGGACGAACAACCAAGCACGCCCAGCCUGACAUUCGUGAGCUACGGCCAGGUCGAAGGAAAGGAUAAGAUGGAGGUUCUCAGACUCAAUUGGCGGACAAAGUACGCCUGCGAGGACUACGCCGACAGCGACGAGGCGAGGAAGAGCGGUUGGGGUUUCUUCACCUGGUUUAUUCUGAUCGCCUUCUUGGGCAUCGCCGCCUACCUCAUUUUCGGCUCGUGGCUGAACUACAACCGCUACGGCGCUCGUGGCUGGGACCUGCUGCCGCACGGGGACACGAUUCGCGACAUCCCCUACCUCUUCAAAGACUGGUCCAGGAAAGUGAUUGACACCGUGUCAGGAGGAGGCUCUAGAGGCGGGUAUAGUGCUGUAUAAUCAAGAUAGUCUUUUUUUGUUAAACCUUGGUCGGGUUUUGGAGGCUUUUUGCCCAGGCCCUUCUGUCUAUGGGAGCACUGCCAGUUUUUAUGGCUAUGUGUGAGGCUCCAUCAAAUCGGGGACCUGAAAUAGGGGACUGAGAACACCUCUGUAGAAAUAAGCGAAAGACUGGGUACGGAACUUGAGGGAGAAGGGCCUCUCUCGCAUAGCGCGGCGCAUGAAUUUGGAGAGUUUUUAAUAUGUAUUCCUUCAGUACCUAGCCUGGAGUCGAUUCGUCAAACGCUUCGACUUUCCCCAGAGUCAUGCGCAUCUAGCCUCCGUAACCCUGAUACUCUCGCG
Messenger RNA from Cladophialophora immunda, 1540 nucleotides. RefSeq lists its product as uncharacterized. The transcript has 3 exons. The record is from RefSeq and is a predicted model, not a curated record. The coding region runs from base 236 to 1201 and encodes 321 amino acids. NCBI's taxonomy places the organism in Eukaryota, Fungi, Ascomycota, Eurotiomycetes, Chaetothyriales, Herpotrichiellaceae.